AUGACUCAAAAGAUGGCCUCCGAAUCUAUCCAAUCCCUUGCUCCAAGGCUAACUGUGGCCAGGAGAAAAGAGGCGCUUGAAUUGAGAAAGGUACGGGUCUAAAUAGAUACAAUAGAAUAUAAAAUACGUUUGUGCAUCUAAAUUCUCGUGUUAAAUGUUUUUGCAAUGGAUUCUAAAUUGUGUGUUACCCUUUUUCAGACAAUGAAACCUUUGUUGGAAAAGAGAAGGCGCGCCCGUAUCAAUGACAGCCUCAACCAUCUGAAGACUCUGAUCCUUCCACUCACAGGGAAAGAUGUAAGUUCCAAAUAACCAACAAAUAGGCUACGCUUUAUACGUGUCUAGAACACACAGCUGUAAACAUUUCAUCAUCGAAGUUAUGCUUAUAGAUAGAUACAGUGGACUAACCAUCGCCCUGUUCUCUUUUUGUGUGCAGAAUUCUCGGUACUCGAAGCUUGAGAAAGCUGACAUCCUUGAGAUGACCGUAAGAUUCCUCAGUGAUAUUCCUGCUGCUCAGAAAAAAAGUACCUCAGACAGCUUCAAAGAAGGGUACAAAGCCUGCCUGCAGCGCGUCACUGCGCUGAUCCCCAAAACGAACUUGGACAAAGACUCAUGCCAGCGGUUGAACGACUUCAUCCAGCAGUCCAUGUCUGCGUCCGUCGCCCCAGCCUGUCAGAACUGUUGCGCUCAGAGCUCCAGGGCUUUCCCCCAGAUUCAGCAGAGACUCUUGAGCCUCAAAGCAAACGUUGGCUCCAGAAUCGAGAGCCACUCGAACUCGCUUCCCAACCGGCCCCAGCCAGUGCCACAAGCUGUCAAUGCUAACAUGUGGAGACCCUGGUAG
Messenger RNA from Coregonus sp. 'balchen', 838 nucleotides. The record is from the annotation of a GenBank genome assembly. NCBI's taxonomy places the organism in Eukaryota, Metazoa, Chordata, Actinopteri, Salmoniformes, Salmonidae.